AUGAGAUCAGUCGCAACUUUGCGUGACGAUCCCGGAACAGACUCGGCACACGAUCGUGUCAUCUUCUUUUUCGAGGCGGAGGUGUUGGCGUACUACCUCCUGUUUAGCCCGGCGUACAUGAAGGCGCAACGUGCACUCAACCGCGACUCUACGCACCAAAUCAUUCUCUUCAUGGAAUUUGGCGGACACCGCUGGGCCGGAGUCCACGACGAGGGCACCUUCAACCCCAUGGCUGAGGAGGUAUCCUCCUCGAUCGUACCAAGGAGGCUACCGGCUGGGAAGACGCCUGACGCCACAUGUCUUUAA
Molecule: messenger RNA, 306 nt
Organism: Sordaria macrospora k-hell
Lineage: Eukaryota; Fungi; Ascomycota; Sordariomycetes; Sordariales; Sordariaceae
Source: RefSeq, a predicted model, not a curated record